AACGGUACUGCCAAUGGUGGUGGACGUCGGAUACCCUGGUAACGGAGCCGGGGCUGGGCCGGACGCCUUCCUGGCCAUGUGGGGCUGCGGGGGUCGCCGGCGGAGGCGGCUCUUGGGGGGCGUCUUCCUGCUCCUGCUGGGGGCCGUCGUGGUGCGCAGGUAUUAUCCCUGCCUGCUGGUUCUUUCCAGUGCCUGCGGGGAUGAGGUGGUACAGAGGUUUAACUGGAGUGAACUGGUCCCCAUGCGGGUGUGGGGCCGGACGAUGGGCUUGCAGGCUGAAGACUCACAGUUCCUACUGGAAGGCCUGCCUUUUCGCAUCUUUGGAGGGUCGGUGCAUUAUUUCCGGGUCCCCCGAGAAUACUGGAGAGACCGCCUGCUUAAGAUGAAAGCCUGCGGCUUAAACACGCUCACCACGUACGUUCCGUGGAAUCUUCAUGAGGCAGCAAGAGGGAAGUUUGACUUCAGAGGAAACCUGGAUCUGCCGGCUUUUAUCAAGAUAGCUGCAGAAGUUGGGCUGUGGGUGAUUCUGCGACCAGGACCGUACAUCUGCUCUGAGUGGGACCUCGGUGGUUUGCCCAGCUGGCUGCUCCAAGACCCCAACAUGCAACUGAGGACGACCUAUAAGGGUUUUACGGAGGCCGUGGACGCGUAUUUUGAUCGCCUGAUGCGCAAAGUGGUCCAUCUUCAGUACAAGAAAGGGGGUCCAAUCAUCGCCGUGCAAGUCGAGAAUGAAUAUGGCUCCUACGCCCAGGACCCGAACUACAUGCUGUACAUCAAAAUGGCCCUGUUAAGCCGGGGGAUUGUGGAGAUGUUGAUGACCUCAGACAAUAAAGACGGACUGACCUCGGGCUUGGUGGAAGGCGCUCUUUCCACCGUGAACUUCCAGAAGCUAGAACCAAGUAUCUUGGUCUAUCUCAAUACUGUACAGCACAAAAAGCCGAUGAUGGUGAUGGAAUAUUGGACUGGAUGGUUCGACAGCUGGGGCGGCCCACAUAACAUCUUUGAUGCUGACGAGAUGGUGAACACCGUCGAGAAAGUCCUCAAGUCAGGCGCCUCGAUCAACCUCUACAUGUUUCACGGGGGAACAAACUUUGGCUUCAUGAAUGGCGCUCUGCAUUUUGAUGAAUACAAGGCGGACAUCACCAGCUACGACUAUGACGCGGUGCUGACCGAGGCUGGAGACUACACCUCCAAGUUCUUCAAACUCCGCCAGCUUUUCUCAAAGAUUGUAGGAGAGCCGUUGCCUGUCCCUCCUGUGAUUUCAACCAAGGCAUCGUACGGGGCCAUCUUGAUGCAGCAAUAUGUCUCUCUGUGGGAAGUGCUGCCAUCUCUGGUAGAGCCCAUAAAGUUGAAGCACCCAGUCACUAUGGAGAGCCUUCAGGUGAAUGACAGCAACGGGCAGUCCUACGGGUAUAUUCUCUAUGAGACCGUCGUACCAGGUGGAGGACGGCUGUAUUCCCAAGACCAUGUCCGGGAUAGAGCUCAGGUGUUUGUUAAUACCCAGUAUAUUGGCUACCUUGAUUACACAAUGCAAGACCUGCCAAUUCCUAACGGACAGGGGUACCGGCAGCUCCGGCUCCUAGUAGAGAACUGUGGGCGAGUCAAUUACGGACCUAUGCUGAACAACCAACGCAAAGGCUUAAUUGGUGACAUCUUUCUCAACCAAACCUCCUUGAGGAAUUUCAAGAUUUACAGCCUGGAGAUGAAACCUGGCUUCAUGGAAAGCCUUCGAGAGUCCUCCUCUUGGAGCCCAGUUCCAGACAGUGUGGAGGGCCCUGCUUUCUUCCGAGGAACCCUACAAGUGCAAUAUAUGCCUCAAGACACUUUCUUGAAGCUGGAGGGUUGGGAAAAGGGUGUUGUGUUUGUCAAUGGGAAGAACCUGGGCCGCUACUGGAAAAUCGGCCCUCAAGAAACACUCUACCUCCCAAAGACAUGGCUGCAUCAAGGAGACAAUGAGAUCGUGAUUUUUGAAGAACGUGUUGCAGGCCGGAUAAUCCAGUCCGUGGACUUGCCUUUCUUAGGAAGGACCCAUUAUGUGGACUGAGCCGGGCCUUUUAUCUGCCAUCCCCCCGCCCCCCGUCUCAGCUCCCAAUCGGUUCCUUUUCUAUGUUGUUUGUGGGUAUGCGUCUGAAACGAAUUUGGGGUCACAAGAUCUGGGGGCUGGCAGGGUCUGGUCUUCUUAAACCAGACGGACAUACAUGCCCCUUGCCAGUGAAUUUGGGAUGCUAACUCUAAAUACUUGAAGCAGGGAAGUCCAAAGCCUUUCCAGCGGAGCUCACCACUUCUGCGAAUCCUCUGACCUCGGCUCUCACAACGGUGCUGCGGAUCUGGCAAGGGAGCAAGUCGGCACGGGCGAUCAGUAAUCUGCCAGGUUGAAGAAGCUCAUCUCAGACUGACUGGAUGUGGACUGGACACCACGUUGUUUGCAGCCGGAAGAGAGAGAAAAACAUUUUGUGCAAUAGACCGACUGGGGCAUCCUGUGCUUUUCAGUCAACGGAACCCACUUUUACUGUGAAGGAAAGGAAAUCUCUUCUUCCAUUCUUAGGUGCCUGAUUCAGUAAUUGAUCUGGCUGGGUAGAAAAGUAGCUUCCAUGUUUUUUGCAUUAAUUCUAACAAGUUAAGCUGCGGGAUUUUUACUGUUCAAAAAGCCCUCAAAGAGCCAUGUGAAUGUUGUGUACAUAAAUGCUGGGGGGGUGGGGGGAGGGAGUGGGCAGGGACAAGAUGGAGUGUUUUCCUAGUUUUGAGGGCUUUCCCACAUGGGGAAAAAAACCUUCCUUGAACGUCCUUGGCCUCUCAGGAAGAGCACUGCACUAAGCUUUUCUCACUCGAAUACACGGUGCACAGUUUUAGUUUUAAUAUAGGAGACCAGUCAAAAUCUGACAUAUCCCCCUGGUAUGUUGAAGUCCUGUUCAGAACUAACACAACCACUUUAACCAGUGCUAGCUAUAUCUCUGGCAACUGGCAUACAGUCCUCAGUGGUGUUAUCUUUACUGGGCAAGUAUUUUCACUUAUUCUCAAAUGUUUGACAGGGUUUCUGGGUUGGGGUCCAGCUCAGCCAGGUCAGAUUGAAGCUGUCGUAAGACACCAUAACAGAGGGGAGUAUUUAUUUAAGGCAUGAGCUGCCCUCCCCUCCAGAUUCUUAGCCUGAGAUAGCACUUGUGGAGACAGAGGGCUGAAUCCCAUGAAAUUUUUGACUUUAGGUUGCUAUUUUUUUAAAAAAAAAUGCCUUUGAACUGACAUUUUAAAAGAGAGGAAUACAAAACAAAGAAGUAACAGUGUGUUCUCUCUCUCAUGCAUACACACACAGAGAGGCCUCUGUUUCUUCUCCUCCUCCCGCAAUGAGCACCCCCUUCCCCACAGAGAUUUAUUCUCAAGGCAAACAUUGCCGAUUCCCAAAGGCUCAAGAUUUUCAGAAGCUUAACUCAGUGCCUCUUUUGAGAAUAUUUUGUUCUAUUCCCUCCUUGCUAGAACAAGGUUCUCUUCUCUCCCUCCUCCCCCAGUCUUCCCACAGGGAGCUUUUAACCAAGUAUAUUUCACGGGUUCCCCUUUUCCUCCCGUGUCCUGCCCACGCACCUCUUCUGUCCAUUUUGGCACUUGACCUUCUAGCAGCCACUGAGGCUGACAAGGGCUUUGAUCUCUGCCUCCAAGGCUCCCUAGCCAGCAGACGCACACCAGCUGUUAAAAACCAUAUUUAAUUUUAUUUAACAAAUUAAAUACAGUUGAAUUAAAACUGAGAAUGGACAGUGCAGGUGGGAAUAUAGCCCACCCUCCCACCCAGUCUGUGUACCUUCUACUUGCUGUACCCCCUGCCCUCAAAGGCUUGGCAGAGCCAAGGCAAAGACCAGGUGCGUGCCUGAGGCCUUCCAUCAGCAGAGAGCAUAUUUUGCAAACUCCCCCCAAAAAGAGGGCUGGUAUUUCAGGAUGCGGCCUUUUGAUUGGAUCUUUAUGGUUUGCUGUUAUCUGGCAGGGUUAUUGUUGUCACCAAUAAAACAGACAUGCAAAUAAAAGAGGACAACCAUCGUCGGAAAGAACCCUUGUAUCAUAAGAGCUUGAGUCUUUUCUAAACGAAACACAAAUGCCUCUCUAUUCCCUUUGAUAAAAUAGAUCGGGGUUUGAGUGUUCGAAUGCUGCAGACUCUAGCUCUGGACCAAAGCCUACAUGCUUAAGAGGUUCCUGGUAUCCAGUAUCUACAUUUUGUUGCUGUAAUCGGAUUUUAGUUUUAAUGCAGUUUCAUUAAAAGUGAUGAUACACCAUUUCAGAAUUGGGACGAAAAAGUCUUAUCACAACUUGGGGGCGGGGGUGGGGGGUGGGUGAAAUCUCUCCAACUGAUAGUUUGAUGAAUAUGUCAAAAAAAUUAUAAAUCUACUCCCCCCCCUCCCAAUAAAUGGUCUCUGUUA
Molecule: messenger RNA, 4397 nt
Organism: Sphaerodactylus townsendi
Lineage: Eukaryota; Metazoa; Chordata; Lepidosauria; Squamata; Sphaerodactylidae
Gene: GLB1L2
Product: galactosidase beta 1 like 2
Exons: 20
Coding region: 14-2044 (676 amino acids)
Biological process (GO): carbohydrate metabolic process
Cellular component (GO): vacuole
Molecular function (GO): beta-galactosidase activity
Source: RefSeq, a predicted model, not a curated record